Penicillium soppii is the source of this 423-nucleotide messenger RNA. Its product is annotated as 60S ribosomal protein uL14. The coding region runs from base 1 to 423 and encodes 140 amino acids. Gene Ontology annotation, molecular function: structural constituent of ribosome; large ribosomal subunit rRNA binding. Gene Ontology annotation, biological process: translation. The transcript has 4 exons. Gene Ontology annotation, cellular component: ribosome; cytosolic large ribosomal subunit. The record is from RefSeq and is a predicted model, not a curated record. NCBI's taxonomy places the organism in Eukaryota, Fungi, Ascomycota, Eurotiomycetes, Eurotiales, Aspergillaceae.
AUGUCUAAGAGAGGUCGUGGCGGUGCCGCCGGCAACAAGCUGAAGAUGACUCUCGGUCUGCCCGUUGGCGCCGUGAUGAACUGCUGCGAUAACUCCGGUGCUCGCAACCUGUACAUCAUCUCCGUCAAGGGUAUCGGUGCCCGCUUGAACCGUCUCCCCGCUGCCGGUGUCGGAGACAUGGUCAUGGCCACCGUCAAGAAGGGAAAGCCCGAGCUCCGCAAGAAGGUUAUGCCCGCUGUCGUUGUCCGCCAGAGCAAGCCUUGGCGCCGCCCCGACGGUAUCUACCUGUACUUCGAGGACAACGCAGGUGUUAUCGUCAACGCCAAGGGUGAGAUGAAGGGUUCCGCCAUCACUGGUCCCGUCGGAAAGGAGGCUGCUGAGCUCUGGCCCCGUAUUGCCUCCAACUCCGGUGUCGUUAUGUAA